AUGGCGAUGAGCUAUCUAACUGAAAGCGAAGCUCCCCGGGACUUCAGGGUCUCCUCCACAGAGAGCGAUGGACAUUAUACAAAGUGUAUUCUCUGUUACACCGUGAAAAAAAACUUUUAUUGUGCUGAAUGUGUUAAAAACGGAAACUUUGUACAUUCCUCCGUUCCCUACUCGGAUAGAUAUUCAGAGAAACAAGUGAAACUGAUGCGUAUGAAAAUAAACAGACAGUAUGUGUUAGAAAGGUGUGAGAUGUUGUUAGCACCAAAGAUGAAGAAAGACAUGCUUGUAACAGAAACAAAACAGUCAAGAGACAAAAUUGACUUAAUAAGACUAGCCAUCGAACAACGAAGAAGUAUCAUCGAGAUGCGGAAGAAGGAGUUGUUAGAACUAAAAGCAUACAAUAGUGAAUUGAAAUCAAAAAUGCCUAGAUACCAGAAGAGAGUAUCGAGUCUCGGAAAACAUGCUCAAGCCCAACGAUUAGAAUUACAAACUAAGAUAUGUUUAUAUAACGACCAGGCUCAGUCAUUAGCAGCUUUACGGAGAUCCAGGAUUAGACAGUUAACAAGAUAUAUAUUCCCCAUAUAUAUGAGCUAUGACUCAAGUGACAGUAUAGAGGACAUGGAGUUUGUGGGUUCGGACAUAGAGGAGGAGCCUCCCAAGAGACCCCAGCUACAUAUAGUGGCGCCCUGGAUCGACAUAGACGCUGACUACUCACACAUACAAGCAUGGGCUGUCUCUCAGAGUAAGGAGGCAACAUCAACGUCGUCAACAAGCGCGGCGGCCCAGCGAGCCCGCGCGGCGCUGGGUCUGUCCGCGCAGCUCGUGGCGCUGAUGGCCUGGACGCUGGACGUUAGGCUGCCGCACGCUAUUACACUCAGUGAGUACAGCGACCCCCGCAGCUGGCGCAGCUGUGUGUGCCGUGCUCGUGCUGGUGCGGCGUCGUUAUCUGCGCGGGCGUCCCUCCCUCCUCCCCCUCCCCCGCCUCUCGCCCCGCUGGCUCCUCUCGCCGCUCUACACUCCAUAGCGCUGGCGGCCGCGGCCGAUGACCCCGAGCUGGGCACUGUGGAGGCGGGUCCGUCGGUGUGGGCGGCGAGCUCGGCCUGGCAGGAGACCAGCGCCCCGGACGACCUCGACGACCACGAGCCGCCCGAACACCUCACCUGGCCCGAGGACGGACAGAUGGAGGAGGUGUCGGUGUCUCCGCCAGUGGCUCCCUCGCUGGUGACGUCAGCGGCCGCCUCGCUGGCAUCCAUCGCCUCCGUGUGGCGAGGCUGGACCAAGUAA
Messenger RNA from Danaus chrysippus (African queen), 1284 nucleotides. The record is from the annotation of a GenBank genome assembly. Lineage: Eukaryota; Metazoa; Arthropoda; Insecta; Lepidoptera; Nymphalidae.